This is a messenger RNA of Limulus polyphemus (Atlantic horseshoe crab), 1590 nucleotides long. RefSeq lists its product as uncharacterized. Gene Ontology annotation, cellular component: membrane. NCBI's taxonomy places the organism in Eukaryota, Metazoa, Arthropoda, Merostomata, Xiphosura, Limulidae. The record is from RefSeq and is a predicted model, not a curated record. The coding region runs from base 125 to 1438 and encodes 437 amino acids. The transcript is spliced from 4 exons. Gene Ontology annotation, biological process: sensory perception of taste.
UAUAUAUUUCUAGACCUUAGAUUUACCGUUGCCUUACUGUGGUACGGUGUUGUUGAAACAACACACACCUGCUUGACGUUUCCUUCCCAAAUUUCGACAUUCAUAUUAGUAGCUUGAGUACAGCAUGCAACCAAAGAUCCAGAGCCAAGCUGAGCUGCCGAUGGCUGCGUACAGAAGAAAGACCCACUCUAUCAACAUGAAUGAAGAUUCUAUUCCGGCUGCUGAUGUACUACCUUUAAUAAUGGAAAACAGAGAAGCGACUGCAAAACAGAGCCAGUUCUAUCUAGCAUUUCGUCUGCUUGCUUUUGCAGCGAAAGUUUGUGGCCUUCUUCCAUUGGGAGACGUUCUCACUUAUGAUGUUAACAGUUUGUAUUUCCUGUGGAAUUCGUUUUCUUUCUUGUAUUCUUGUAGCGUCGUUGUCUGCCAUUUUAUUUUAGGUUCUAUACACAUCUAUCUCAAUGCCCAUUUUAUGUUUUAUACAGAUCAACAGAGUGCUCUUGUGACAUCGGUACUGACCAGUGUCCAAUACAUUCUUCCGUUUCUAAGCAGUCUAACUAUGAUCAGUGCGACUUCUCAGUUUCCCAGAUAUUGUCAGAAGUGGCUAAAAGUGGAACGUCGGGUGGGGCUUCACGUGCAUGCUGUCAGCCUUCAUCGAUACGCUAUCAACUUGCUCUUUUGUCCUCUAAUGUUCUUCACGGUCCCUCUUGUCUUACGUAGUGUUGCUGACGGCUUGAGUUGGAGUUUUUGGAAAGUUCUACUGUUCUUCGCUAACCUGUACACCAUCACAGCCAUUUUCAUCCCUUUCUGCGUGUUAUUAUUUCUCUGUUUGGCUCUAAGGCUUAGCUUCAACAAGUUUACUGAGAUCCUGGAUACCACCUUACUGGCCUCCAAAGAAGACAUCAGUACAGAAGUCGAGGGACUCAGAAGAGACCACGCCUUCUUAUGUAAUCUAGCUCGGGAAACCGACGCCAUGUUUAGUACCUUGGUGUUUGUAGCUGUGCCGAGUGUUCUGUGCUGCUUCGUGGGUCAGCUGUGCUUUGCACCCCAGUCACCAGAAAAGAGUAUCUUACACUUAACUGCCGAAGUCUUUGAAAUUGUACUGGUUGUCAUCUUCUGUUUGGCCCUAGUUCUAGCAGCAGACGACGUCACUAAACUGAGUACUGAUUGCUUACCCUGUCUUCAUAAAGUCAGGACCCUUAAUGUUUGUCCAAACAGCAAAUUUGAGAUUCAACUAUUGACCCUCGAGGUCCAGGAGUCAUCGGUGAAGUUCAGUGGGCAGAGGUUUUUUUAUCUUCACAGAGAGUUGCUGACCAAGGUGGCUGUGUUUGGUUUCAUGAUGAUCUUGGUGAAAUCUGGUGUUUUCAAUUGUCUUAUUACUGGUAAUUCAUCUUUGACAACCAGGCUAGCAGCAACUAAUAAGCCUAUCACAGAACAAUGAGUUCAUGCAGUACUAUGCAGUUUGCACUGUGUGGUGUUGGUUGCAUUAACAUGCCACAUCAAAGGUUGCAGUUUUCAUUCAUCACUUUAAAUCCCAGUAAGAUAACUUCCAACAUAUUCUCAUUCGAUAACUUUAUUAUCAAGAGUUUGAUU